GGUAAUGCAGCGCGUGGAUGAAAGUACACAAAGGAGGCCACAAACGGAAACGUGUACAGGGUCAACGAGCGGUGGGUUUAUUUCCGUAAAAUAAAAUCCACCAUUUCUUUGCUUUCUGGACUGUUUAUAUGUUUGUGACAUGAGUAAUAUUUCAGCCGGAUAAAGAAAAAACAGAAGGACAACGACGAGAUUACUCAUAAUGAUUUGAUGAUGUGCCUUAAACUUAAAGGAAGUAGCUGCUCUGUGCUUGGGAUUAAGCCCUUGAGUUUGAGAUUAUAGCAGGCUGUGAAGAGGUUGCCAUGAAAGGGGUGAGCUCCAGAUCUGCAUUCGCUCUGGGCUUUCUGGUAGGCUGCUGCAGUCUUUACUUCUUCCUGAAGGAGGUGUGGUUUGAGCAAAGCUUCAGCGUGUGGUUCAGUGCACUGCAGGAUGAGCAGACCGUCAUCAAUGCCAGCUGGAAGGUGCAAUAUUCUGCUCUCAUCAACCUGAAUCACCCUCAUCAUACAGAAGAGGACAGCCGUGUUGCAGAUGAGCUUUACCAAAAAGUACGCAUCCUGUGCUGGGUCAUGACAGGCCCUAGCAACUUGCAGUCAAAGGCGCGGCAUGUGAAAGCAACAUGGAGUCGUCAUUGCAACACAGUGUUGUUCAUGAGCUCGGAGGAGGAUCGUGACUUUCCAACAGUGGGCCUUGGAACAGGAGAAGGGCGCGAUCAGCUCUACUGGAAGACCAUCCGAGCCUUCCAUUAUGCCCUGAAGAACCAUGGCGAGGAAGCAGACUGGUUCCUCAAGGCUGAUGAUGACACUUUUGUGGUGGUGGACAACCUGCGCUGGAUCCUGUCCAACUACUCCUCCGAGGAGCCAGUCUACUUCGGUAAGCGCUUCAAACCCUACGUCAAGCAGGGCUACAUGAGCGGCGGCGCUGGAUACGUGCUCAGCAAGGAGGCGCUGAGACGAUUUGUGCAGGGAUUCAGCACUCAAGUGUGCACUCAUACGUCCUCAGUGGAGGACCUGGCCAUGGGUCAGUGUUUGGAGAAGAUGGGCGUGUUGGCAGGAGACUCGAGAGACAGUAUACAGCGCGAGACCUUCCACCCAUUCGUCCCUGAGCACCACCUCACUCAGGUUUUCCCCAAAACCUUCUGGUACUGGAAUUACUGCUACUAUCCCAUCGUGUUGGGUCCACUGUGCUGCUCUGAUCUCGCUGUGUCCUUCCAUUACGUGGACGCUGAGCUGAUGUACAUUCUAGAAUACUACACAUACCAUCUGCGACCUUAUGGCUACCAGUACCGCUACCAGCCUUCAGAUCCAUCUCUCCUUAAUGUAAAAGCUAAUGCUGAGAGACUGGCAAAGGUCACUGUGAAAGAAACGCAGCAUGUAGCAGAACAACCAAAGGCAUCCAAGCUGACGCGGCCCAUUCAGGCCAGUACAGAGGGGGACUUGGGGCAAAAGACAGGCCAAGAGAAUAAUUUACCAAACAAGAGUAUUGGAACUGUUCAGGAGAGCCAGCGAUGAUCAUCAGGAAAGCUGAAAGUGUUUUAUGUAGAGAAAGGGAACGUGUCCAUGGACAUGUAAUGGCAAUUGAACGUAAUGGCAUUGUGCUACUAGUUUAUUGAGACUUGUACCCCAGCACUGUUGAACUGUCAGAUCUGACGGGUCAGGUAUUCGUUUCAUUUUCACUGGCAAGUAUUUCCAGCUGUAAGGUAAAUGACAGGUUAAUGUAUAUGAAUGCCUUCAUUCUACUACAUUAUUGUUUGUACAGUUACAGCUAAUUCACGAAGACCUUGAUAUGGUGAAAUUUUCUGUAAAGAGAUGUUUGUUUCUGCAACAUUUAUGGAAGGAGUCUCCAGCGUCAGCACUUUGUUACAGUCAGUAUGUUUUUCACCACAGGAGGCUUCAGGAGAGAGCACUUAAUGUUUUUAUAGCUGCUCUAACAUAAGUUAUAACUGAUGUGUUUCAUGUACAUUUUAAAAUGUAACUAUAAACAGAUAAAAGUUAUUCUGUUCUUUAAUUUUUUUUUUGAAAGUAAUUGAUGACAAAGUGCUAUGGUGGAAGAGGAGUAAAUUAUUUUGUGGUGUACUGUUGUAGGAAAUGAAUCAAUGUUAGUAAGAUGAUCAGAAAUUCAUUUGGUACCCGUAGUGCGUUUUUUUUUUUUUCCCGCCCCCAUUUCAAGUUUAUUAUUUGAUGGGAGAAGCAGAUCAGUGCACACGAUGUACCUGCACAUGUUGCCUCACCAUCCACUGUAAUUAUUAUUUACAGCAAUGAAUGAAAAAAGUUUUGUACUGAGCCUGACGAUGAUCACUAACCACAUAUUGUGCAGCAAGUGACACAUCAAUGUACAGGAUUUAUUUCCUUCUUAAAUCGCCUUGAGCUAAAUUUGAGGUAUAUUUACACUGGAUGAUGAUGGGAUGAUUUAUUUUUACUCUUUAUUUCUGCCAGUGUCUAUGAAGUUCGAUGACUGUCUCAUUGCAAAGAAACUAUUUUACCACUAAUAAAGCCUGUAGAGCUUUAUAACAUC
Neoarius graeffei (lesser salmon catfish) is the source of this 2508-nucleotide messenger RNA. RefSeq names its product core 1 synthase, glycoprotein-N-acetylgalactosamine 3-beta-galactosyltransferase 1, like a (gene c1galt1la). Lineage: Eukaryota; Metazoa; Chordata; Actinopteri; Siluriformes; Ariidae. The record is from RefSeq and is a predicted model, not a curated record. Gene Ontology annotation, molecular function: N-acetylgalactosaminide beta-1,3-galactosyltransferase activity. The transcript has 5 exons. Gene Ontology annotation, cellular component: membrane. The coding region runs from base 300 to 1505 and encodes 401 amino acids.